CUUUUCUGUCGCUCUCUCAAACACACGCACAUACACACACUGACAUGUCCUGACAAAUCCUUAAAUAUAGUGAUGGUUUACUUUGAUUUAGUUUAGAUUAAAUUUGACCGCAGUGUGAAAACAUUUUCUUAUGUUGUUGUAGAAAGUUUCAUAAAAAGGUAGAAUGUGGAAAUAGAAGUGAGGAUUUGUGUUGCGUUUGCGCUGUGUCUUUAUCCUGUAAUUGUCCAUUGAGCCUCGUGGUGACGCUCUUAUAAUAUUUGACUCGUGGAUGGCGUGUCCCGCCGUAUCUGUGUCAGUGAAACUAGAGCAUUGGGUAAGAGCUGAAGGCUGUGUGGAUGUGUGUGUCUGUGUCUGUGUGUGCCUCUUUGUGUAAUGCAGGCACAGAAACAUGUUGUGUGUGUGUGUGAUUUGAGGCAGAGAAAAAAAAAAAUGUGUGUGUGGGUGUUUGUGUGGAGAGAGAGAGAGAGGGAGCAAGAGAGAGAGAGAUGAAAUGAGAAUAGAGGAAUCCAAGCUGACAGCUUCCCUAAUAGAGCAUGAGUAACUCGGCUAGAGAAGCAGGGAACCGUUGUAUUGCAGCAGAAUUUUCAGUUCGUCAUUUUCAUGUGCAUGGUUAGGAUUUAGCACGGUUUGUGGCUGUUCAUUGGUAUCAGAGAGGAUCUUUCAGAAUGGACCAGCGAAUUAACUUCAGACAUUGGAUGCAUUUAGUUCUUUUUUGCCUGCUCUUUGCUGUGGCGUUUGGAGAGGUCCGUUAUGUUCUUCCAGAGGAGAUGCAGACAGGUUCUAUAAUUGGGAACGUUGCACAGGAUCUGCGUUUGGAACUGAAAGAGCUCCGUGAUCGUCGUGCCCGUGUUGUUGCAGACGGAACUAGUCAGCUUUGUGAACUGGACCUGGCAUCAGGCAAUCUUUUGAUAAGCCAACGGAUUGACAGAGAGGAGCUCUGCAGCGCUCAAGGCAGUGGGUGCACCAUCCAACAUCAGAUUUUACUGGAGGACCCCCUGCAAGCAUUCAGUCUGCUUUUAGACAUUGCAGACAUUAAUGACAAUACUCCAGUAUUUGCUGCAGGAGAGAUCAGCCUUGAUUUAGUCGAGUCCACAGUCCUGGGGAGACGUUUUCCACUGGAAAGCGCACAUGACCCUGAUUUGGGGACAAACUCUGUCAGUCAAUACACACUGAGCCCAAAUGACCAUUUCGGUCUGGAAAUAGGCACUCAAAUAAAUGGCAAUGCAUAUCCCGAACUUGUUCUUAAAAAGGCAUUGGAUCGAGAGACACAAUCUGAACAUGUACUGAAAAUCAAUGGCAUUGACGGGGGAAAACCAGCCAGAACUGGGACUGCUUUUAUCCGUAUCCGAGUUUUGGACGCCAAUGAUAAUGUCCCAGUUUUUAACCAGCGGGUUUACAGAGCAGUGGUACCAGAGAACUCUGUCACAGGGACUUUAAUAGUGCAACUUAAUGCAACAGACUUGGAUGAUGGUUUGUAUGGGGAGAUAACAUACUCUUUCAGUCACCUGUCAGACAAGACCAGAGGCGUUGUUCACAUUGAUCCUCUGAGUGGGGAAGUUCGGGUGGCAGGUGUCAUUGACUAUGAGGAGGCGAGUACGCACGAGUUGGACGUCCAAGCUAAAGAUGGGGGCGGUCAGACCUCUCAUUGUAAACUUAUAAUUGAUGUCACUGAUUUAAAUGACAACAAACCUGUGAUUGAAAUAAAGUCAGCAUCUGCUAAUGUUGCCGAAGACUCAAAACCCGGAAUGAUGGUGGCCCUGAUCAAUAUUUAUGACAUGGACACUGGAAAUAGUGGACACGUCACAUGUUCCAUUCCUGACAACGUCCCAUUUCAAAUAGUAUCGGAAGUGAAAAACUACUACAUGUUAGUGACAGACGGGACACUAGACAGGGAGGUUCAGUCAGAGUAUAACAUCACUGUUACUGCCACUGACUCGGGCUCACCCUCACUUGAGAGCAGUAAAGUUUUAACUAUCGUAGUUAAUGACAUAAAUGACAACGCCCCGGCUUUUACGCAGAACGAGUACACUGCCAAUCUCUUGGAAAACCAACCCAUUGGCACGUUUGUUAUGAAAGUAACAGCCCAAGACAUGGACGCUGCAUCUAAUGCUAAAUUACUGUAUCAAAUAUCGAAGGAUACGAACUCUGACGUUUCCUCCUUCCUCACCAUUAACAUAGAAACAGGGGAGCUUUUCACAUCGAGGCUCUUCGAUUACGAGCAGUCAGUUUACUUCCAAAUCAAGGUAGAGGCGCAAGAUGGGGGAAACCCUCAACUCACUGCAACCUGCACUGUUAAUGUUUUUAUUAAGGACCAAAAUGAUAACGCUCCAAUUAUUCUAUAUCCUGUCCAAGCCUUCAUUGUUGAAGACAUGGUGCCUCUUGAAGCACCAAGAGGUUACUUAGUGACCAAGGUAGUGGCUGUGGAUGCUGACUCGGGCCAUAAUGCAUGGCUGUCCUACAGAAUAAUCAAAGAAACUCAACCCAGUCUCUUUAUGGUGGGUUUACACACAGGUGAAAUCAGAACCAUGCGAGCCUUUAUGGAAAAUGAUGACCCGAAACAAACAAUUGUUAUUGUGGUAACAGAUAAUGGACACGAUCCCCUCUCAGCCACAGCUACAGUUAGCAUCGCCAUCGGUGAGGGGUUGCCCGUUGUCCAAGAACUAUUUGACCUGCCAGACGAAUCUCAGGGCAGUGAUUCUUUGAGGCUGUAUUUGGUCAUCGCCCUGUUAACCGUUUCUUCUCUGUUAAUUCUUUUAAUCAUUGGAGUGUUUUAUUUCAAGCUUUGUCGACGUGGUUAUGUCUACCGUUCGACCACCGCCAAUCUCCCCGUUUUCCCCACGACGUACUACCCACCUAGUUUUACAGAUUUUAGCCACUGUGGGACAUUGCUAAAAGAUGACAGGUACGAUCCCUUUCUGACCACCGGCUCAUGGAGAGGCGACUUUCGUUUCGGUUCAAACACGGACACUGACACGUUGAAGAAAAGGAGUGCAGCUUAUCAAAAGAACACACUUAGGCGGACCAGUGCAGAUAGAUCUACUUUAAAGAUUCGGGCAGGUCCCCAACAUCCUUGUUAUGUGGUCACUUGAAGUCCUGCACAUGAAAAAAAAAGUGUUGUCUUGUCAAAUACACACACUGGACCUUUCACUGGGUAAACUUACCUUCUGGUAUUAGACAUCUCUAUUUUAUGUUAUGCUUAUGCUUAUUUUGUAACCGUAUUUAUUAAAAUUGCAUUCUUAAGUUACAGAUAUUGUUUUCGUACAGCUCUUGAGUUUACUCACGAGAUUGUCAUGUGUUGUGGCCGAUGAGUGCAUGUUGUGAUCACAAACUGUAAAAAAUUAUGAAAUGACAUAAUUUCUUUAAAAAUAUGAACAACAUGUGACUUGCUGUUCUGUUUCUAUGCAUGAAAUUGUUGUCUUUACAACUCCAUAGCGUAAUGUUGCAAUCUUGACCUCAUACUGAUGACUUCACCUCAAAAAUAACUAUUCAGAUAAUCAAUGUCAUGUGCAGAUUUCAGUAUAGUGUCAUAUAAGUGUGAUAACAAAGGUUUUGUGUUUUUGUUCAAUAAGACUACUUGGCAUUAUUGUUUUCACAUUAGCCAAACUUUAUUGUUAUUCCAUUGCUGUUAGCCAAGAAGAGGUAGUUUCUGCUUCAGUAUUUUUUUCAAUAAUUACUUACUUUGCUAUUUAUGAUGUUCUCUCUUUUAUUAUGACCAAAUAGCUUAGUGGAUUUGUGCAUAGUGACUUCCAGACUUCACUUGUCAAGUGAAACAUAAUAUUGCUUAGUUUUAAAAUCCCUGUGAGUAAACAUCACAUCACCAGCACAUCCUGCUCUGUCCUUUUUUUAACAGGCAAAACAUAACAUUACUUGCAGACUGUUGUCAUUUUUUUCCUGUUCAUGUUGUAGCAAUUUGCUAUAGUUCAUAGCAUGUCCCAGCUUUCUUUUUCUUUGGCCUUGUAUUUUUAACACCCUGACAAAGAUGCUGCCUUUUAAUCAGUGGGCAUCAAUAUUUCAUGUAUCAUUGAUCUUUGUGAUUUGAUGCUUUAAUACCCUAUCUAUUUAUUGCAAUAGAAUGGUUUAAUUAUUGAAUAAAUUAUGAAAUAAACGUUGAUUUUUUUAAAGAACACAA
This is a messenger RNA of Dunckerocampus dactyliophorus (ringed pipefish), 4129 nucleotides long. Its product is annotated as protocadherin beta-7. Gene Ontology annotation, biological process: homophilic cell-cell adhesion. Gene Ontology annotation, cellular component: plasma membrane. Gene Ontology annotation, molecular function: calcium ion binding. Lineage: Eukaryota; Metazoa; Chordata; Actinopteri; Syngnathiformes; Syngnathidae. The record is from RefSeq and is a predicted model, not a curated record. Bases 666 to 3089 code for a protein of 807 amino acids. The transcript has a single exon.